AGCUACUUUCAUAACCUAGCGUCACUGAUCGGCAUGCGCAGAGCUAACAUUUAGUUAUGCUGAAACUAUUAAUGUAAUUAACAAGAUAAUCGAUACUUUUCAGAAAAUAUCGAUACCUAAACAGCAGCUUUUGAAUAUCGAUGUAUCGAUACUGCAGCAUCGAUGUGCACAUCCCUACUUAGAAGCUUAUGGUGGAGAAUCAGGAAGUAAAAACGAUUCCCGUUUCUCAAAACAAAACAAGGAAGUAGAGAGAGGUGUACAGAAACCGAAGCGUCUUACAGCGUUGUGACAAUAGAGCAGUUAGACAAACAAGAGAAAGAUAGAAGCGACAGUAUCAUCUGUUUAUAUUAUUGUACGAAACGCUGCCGGCGACGCGCAAACGAAGAAAGUACCGGGACGUCAAAAACAGGGAGAAGGCUUCUUUACCCCACCCGUACCUCACUCUUGCCCUCGCCAUGGAUGCAUCAGGAGGUUGUUGGGUCAAUUGCCUGAACGAGGAGGACCUGCCUCUGAUGGAUGGCACAUGUGAUGCUUGUGAGCCAGAUGAGCCUCAGCCAGCUGGCCUGGUGUGCCCACUUUGUCGCUUUGCUUUCUGUGUCAGCCAUGCAGAUAAACAUUCGCAAAGCACCCAUCAUCAGCUUCAGGUGUACCGUCCACCAGACCCACAGCCAGACAUCGAACCACUAGAACAUACUCAGACGUCUGAAAACAGAGCAAAGAGGGAAGAGGCUGCUGCAGGUGAGGAUGAGGAUUUGACGCUCCCACAUGGAGUAAGGAAAAGAGACACAGUGAUGGUGGAGAGGCUGAAAUGUAAGGAGCAUGGACAGGAGGGCUCACUUUACUGUAAAGAAGAUGAGAUGAUCAUUUGCGUGGUGUGUGCUGUGCAGGGAGAACACAAGGAACAUGAAAUUAUUACUCUCAAAGAAGCGUACCUGUGGCAGAAGGUCAGUAAGCAGAUGCACAAAUGUAAGAGCUACAUUGUAAUAGAUUAUAUCUCUUCUUCUUUUUCUAUUUUCCUGCAGUUAAUUUUGUUGGAACCAUUUAUCAUAAUAGUUUACUUAAUAAAACCAAUUAUAUGGCAAAGACCUCUUAAAGUUAAUGUAGACCUACUAAGACAGAGGUGAGGAACUUAUUCGAGG
This is a messenger RNA of Triplophysa rosa, 1139 nucleotides long. It is a transcript of the gene trim44, whose product is annotated as tripartite motif containing 44. The transcript has 2 exons. The record is from RefSeq and is a predicted model, not a curated record. Gene Ontology annotation, molecular function: zinc ion binding. The coding region runs from base 456 to 1124 and encodes 222 amino acids. NCBI's taxonomy places the organism in Eukaryota, Metazoa, Chordata, Actinopteri, Cypriniformes, Nemacheilidae.